UCAAAUUCAAUGCUGCCAAAACUAAACGUCAGAUUUGAUAACACUCAUAACAGUCCACAAUUUGGCUUUAAUUGCCUGCGUUAUUUAUAAUUCCUUGUUGUUUACUUAUUUCAGGUUCGUAAAUUUUUCGGAAUAUGGAUUCGACAUCAAGUAAAAUUUAUCUGGAUUAUAAUGCGACCACCCCGCUGGCAACCGAAGUGGUUGAUUGUGUUACAGAAGCACUUACAGAUGCAUGGGCCAACCCAAGUUCUUCCACUGACAUUGGGCGUAAAGCAAAAGAGCUCAUUGAUCAAUCCAGGAAGAAGAUUGCCACUAUGCUGAAUGCUGAGGCUUCUGAAGUUAUAUUUCUUUCUGGGGGAACUGAAGCCAACAACAUGGUGCUUCAAACUGCUUUGAAAUAUUUCAAAUCAUGGGCUGGAAAAUCAAUGCAAAUGAGUUCAUGCAAACCCCAUAUUGUAACCACAAAUGUUGAGCAUGAUGCAAUACUUUUACCUUUAAAACAUUUUGAAGAAGAGCAACAGGCAGAUGUUGAUUAUGUUCCUGUGUCCAGCACAUAUGGGCAAGUUCUUGCUGAAGAAAUAGAGAAGCAAAUCAGACCUCAUACCUGCCUUGUUACUGUAAUGCUGGCCAACAAUGAAACCGGGGUGAUUAUGCCUGUGGCUGAAAUUUCUAGGAAAAUACGAAAAUUGAACGAGAUUCGGCAGAUGGAAGGCUUGUGUCGAAUUCUCUUGCAUACUGAUGCUGCUCAAGCUAUCGGAAAAAUAACUGUCGACGCCAAAGAACUUGGAGUGGACUAUUUGACAGUAGUUGGACAUAAGUUUUACGGGCCUAGAAUUGGAGCAGUGUACGUCAAGAACUUAGGAGAUUCUAAAAUUCCAUUGUACCCAAUGUUUUUCGGUGGAGGACAAGAACAAAAAUUUCGUCCGGGAACAGAAAACACACCUAUGAUCCAUGGUCUUGGUUGCGCAGCUGAACUUAUUUCGAGAAAUCUAAAAAUCUACCAGGGAAACAUGAUGAAAAUGCGGGAUUUACUGGAGCAAUCUCUAGCGGAGGAAUUCGGCGAGAAUGUAAUCGUCAACUGUAAUGCUGCCACGCGUUUACCAAAUACCAGUAGUGUAUCAUUCAGGAAAACUGCAUUUACCGGCGGUGAAAUUCUUAGCCGUUGUCCAGAACUUAUGGCCAGCACCGGGGCAGCUUGUCACGGAACAGGAAAACCAUCAGAAAUACUAAUGGCGUCCGGUGUGACCUUUGAAGACGCUCGUUCUGCUGUUCGUUUGAGUGUUGGUCGUGAUACAACUUCGAAACAGAUUGAGCAAACAGUCUUGAUGUUGAAGACAGCAGUAAAUUUACUGGAUUGAAAAAUUAUUUUACUUAAAUAUUUGAAAUAAUAUCGGAAUAAUCAUGUUAACCUGUGGUAUAGUAAAGUAGACUUCGUUGAAGCCAACAGCGAAAACCGUAGGUCACCAUUGAAACUUGAAUCUGUUUAUUUGGCUAUACAGUACAAUCAUUUAAAAAAUAAUGACAUUAACUUAACUAUCAA
Messenger RNA from Daphnia pulex (common water flea), 1540 nucleotides. Its product is annotated as selenocysteine lyase-like. The transcript is spliced from 9 exons. The record is from RefSeq and is a predicted model, not a curated record. Lineage: Eukaryota; Metazoa; Arthropoda; Branchiopoda; Diplostraca; Daphniidae. The coding region runs from base 135 to 1358 and encodes 407 amino acids.